This is a messenger RNA of Menidia menidia (Atlantic silverside), 822 nucleotides long. NCBI's taxonomy places the organism in Eukaryota, Metazoa, Chordata, Actinopteri, Atheriniformes, Atherinopsidae. The record is from the annotation of a GenBank genome assembly.
AUGAAUGUCAGUUACGAACCUUCACUUUUACCCGGACUAAACAGUAUUACAAACAAAGCUGACUGGGAAGAAAUGGACAUCCUUGAGACACACGCCUUUGACCGGCGCCAGAAGAGAAAUAUGACCUGCGCUCUUCUUUUCUCUCUCUUGCCUUUCUUUAUGUCUUCAGCUCUGUACUUUUACUUGUGGACUCCUGAUGCCCCGGCAUCAGUUGUGGCCGCAGGGGUCAAGUCAGCACCAGUUCUCCUUUUGGCUGCGGCUGUACUGAGCUGGAAUGGAGGUCAGAGUGUCCUGGGUGUGGCAGGGGGACUGCUCUUUUCAGCUGUUGGUGACUGCUGCUUGAUAUGGCCUGACCUCUUUCUGCACGGAAUGGGUGCCUUCGCUGUGGCUCAUCUGCUGUACUCCCUCACCUUCCUAUCCGCUCGUUACACAUCAUAUUCCUCAUCCUCCUCAUUCAUACGUUUUCUGUACCUGAUCCUUUUAAUAGUAGGCGGAGGUUUCUACAUUUAUCUUUUUCCAUACCUCCAAAAGGCGAAAGACUCUGAUUUAUUAACUCCAGGUGUGGGUGUCUACAUCACCUUGAUCAUCAUAAUGGGUGGAUUAGCAAUCAGGACAGGGCACGUCGCCACACUGCUGGGAAGCUUGUCCUUCAUGGUGUCUGAUGCUUCACUGGCUGUGCAGGUUUUCAAGGUGGUGCCACCAAUGCAGCAUGGCCAGAUUAUUGUCAUGGUGACAUAUUACUUAGCACAACUACUGAUUGCAGUGGGUGAUGUAAAGGCAUUGGACGACAAAGAUGACUUUUCUAAAUGGAAAAGGUCCUAA